Molecule: messenger RNA, 1419 nt
Organism: Pleurotus ostreatus (oyster mushroom)
Lineage: Eukaryota; Fungi; Basidiomycota; Agaricomycetes; Agaricales; Pleurotaceae
Exons: 10
Coding region: 1-1419 (472 amino acids)
Molecular function (GO): glycosyltransferase activity
Source: RefSeq, a predicted model, not a curated record
AUGUCCCACUUACGAUUCGGAAGGCUCAACCGCAGUUACGUCGCCUUGGGCGUCGUCGUCCUGCUGGUGUACAUGUUAUUCGUCCAUCAGGAUCGUUUGUCGUUGUCAUCGCUGCCAUACCGCGCGAUCCAGCCCGUCGACCUUACCGCCCAGCGCAUAAAGACUUUACCCAAGACUGAGGUUCUCGCCCAUGCCCCUGGGUUCUCAGUCAUCGAGAACUUGUAUUGGCAUAAUCGCACAUUCUACCUGGUCACCGACCAACCCUGGCGGAUCCCGCCCAUUAAACUAAUCGCGUCGUUGAGCACCGACACCCGCACUCCUGCCAAUGGACGAGUUGUGGCGAAGAUCAAAAGCAUCCGAUUACAGCCUGUCAGUCCGGAAGUUAAAGAAAGCAAUCAGAUCGGCGAGACCAUCAGUCUCGAAGCCGCCGAACGUCAAUUUGGUUCCGCUCAGGUCAUUGAGGGACCAAUGAUCAUUAACAAUGAUGACAACUUUGCUGCGCACUAUUACCAUUGGAUCGGCGAAACCUUCUUGGGAUCGUGGCGAGUGUGGAGCAACUAUGGGUGGCGGACAGGAAUGAAACUCCCCAUGAUCAAGCGAGUCGCGUUUACACAGCAAUACUCCAAAAAUGACGCACCGCCAGGCGCCAAACCAGGCAAAGAUAUCUUCAAUGAUAAGCCGGGAGCCAACAUCUGGUUCACAGAAAAAUUCUUCCCUGGCGUUGUGUGGGAUACCAAGGCCGUGUGGGAUAGACGCGCCGACUCCGGCAAAGUAUACCGCAUCACGACCGCUGUUCUCGCCGAUAGAGCCGCAGGACACUCUGGUCCAUCAGCAGCCUACAAGCCCUGGGGCGAUGUCCUGCGCCUACCCGUCGCUCCCGACUGGCUCCUCGCCUUGCGGGAGCGUGUAUUCUCUGAAUAUCGUGGUGACACGCCGCUUGGUAUGCCGGAGAAGCCACUCGUCGUUUACCUCCAACGUCAAGAUAGCAGUCGUCGGCUCGUGACGGAAGAUCAUGAAGCACUGGUCGACGAGCUUUAUCAGUUGCAACAUGAAGGAGUGGCCGAUAUUGCUUUGGAAGCUUUCAAUUCUAGUAUGCCCUUCGACGAGCAAGUAGCAAGGAUUGCACGAGCUACUAUCCUCAUUGCGGUACAUGGAAAUGGUCUCACCCAUUCGCUUUGGAUGACUCCUACGCCAAGAAGCGCCGUUUUCGAAUUCCAACCUCGUACAUGUACUAUCACGGAUUAUAGUCCGUUGGCAAUUGCGGCUGGCGUCCAGCACUACAUGGUACACGAGACUGAUUUCUGCCUACCGUUGGAUUGUCCUGGACGUCAUUGCGAGAAACCUGGCGGUAUCAAUACGAUCAUCAAUCUCGAGCCCAGGGUCGUUACCGACCAGAUAAGGCGUAUCUUGGCACACUAG